UUUCUUCUUCCAUUGAUAUUUGCAAGUGGAACUCAUUGCCAUUGUAUCCUAAACUCGUUCACGCCUGGGAAGAUUAAUAUGUUGGCCCUACUCCGACGCACUACAGCAUAAACAUCAGACAGACAUCCGCUUCAUACCCGGCAGUUCUACUGAAGUACACUUUCCAGGACGACUGUGCACUGUGCACGAGGAUAUCUCAGUUGCAAUAUAACCCAGUAAGCACAUGAUUUAAACUAAUCACGGAAGUUCUUAUCCUCUGUUACACCCCUUUGCGCUCGAAGAGUGAGAAACAACACUUGUUACAAAGCCUGCAUUGGAGCCUUACCGUGUCGAUAUCAAACACCCCACUCUGGCCAUGGCUUCGUCGAAUACACAGAUGGACGAUAGAGCAGCAACGCCUUCAAUGAAUAUCCCAGAUCAUGGUCGUGAGCAAGCCCAGUAUGGCAGUAUACAUGACAUCGUUGGAUCGCCAGAGCAGAUGCCCGAUCUAGGAUUUCACCAUUCAAUUCCACAACUUACACAUUCACCGUCGCUGUCGGAUAGUCAGGAUGCUUUCCAAUCCAGACCCAGUUAUUCCCGAAGCGUCUCCUCUCCGCACGUCGCUCCGUCACGAUUACCAAUAUCUUCAUCUUUUAAGGAAGUCACUCGCAGUGUACUUCGUCGUCAGGACCGUCCAAAGGAACGUGAAUGGUCGGUGUUUGGGGAGCUCAUGUCGGGAGAAAGACAUUUGCAAGUCCCAUCUUUGAACCGGGGUACGCUAGGCCGCCGCGAUGGGUCCACACGAUCACCUUCUACGACGCCUUUACCUACACCGCAGGAGACAGCUCAAUCACCUUCUUUUGCAGACGUUAUCCUUGAGAACGAGCUCGCUGUUCCUGAGAGCCAACCAGUUUUUGCAACUGUGGAGACAGUCUCUGAGCCCUUUCAAGCAGACGAUUUACGGACGGAUUCGGAUACAGACGAAGAGCGUCCUCCACAGGUGCCGUCAGAACAGCGUUCCCGAUGGUCUUUGCCCUCUCUUCCCCAGUUGACGCCUCUGCAACGAAAUAUCUUGAAAUGCUCCAUUGCCUAUUUUAUUGGCAGUCUUUUUACCUUCUCGCCCUAUCUAUCAGGCUUUAUUGCCGACGUCACUAGUUAUGGGCCGGGCGAGUCAGAGCCUUCACCUUCCGGCCAUAUGGUCGCAACUGUUGCCGUCUACUUCAACCCAGCCAAAACCGUUGGAGGCAUGAUGGAUGCAGACACGUUCUGCCUCAUGGGCCUGCUAUAUGCUACCUUUGUUUCGUUAAGCAGCAUGGGGAUGUUCUGGUUUUUUGAAGUCCGAGCUGGCUGGGAAUGGCUUGCCGACUCCCUGGUCGUCAUCUGGAUCGGUAUUGGAAUGUCGCUCGUUGCUUGGAUGAAGGUAUGGAUGGCUAAACCGACAUUCAACACAGCUUGCAGUAUGACUGCGAUCAUCCUAUUCGUUGUCGUUGUGAGAGAAGGCGGUGUGGAGACUCUCCUUCAGGUUGCUUUCAUCGUUGUGGUCGGUUCAAUCAUAUCCAACGUAGUCUGCUACACACUUUGGCCCCAACACGCCACUCGAAACCUUCAAGGCACUAUGACAAAGACUCUGGAUUCGUUCUCAACAUUGUUGACAAUGAUAAUCCAGACGUUCUUACUCGAGGAGCAGCAGGUUUUUCAACCGAGCCAAGAAAAAAUACAGAAAGCUAUAGAAAGUCACCAAGCCAGUUUCACGGCGCUGAAGAAGAACCUUGCUGAAGCUCAGUCUGAACGCUGGUUUGGCGGGCCAGGGAAGCCGCCUGCCGUUCGCUCGCCGACAAACUUAGGUCAGGCGUACGAGGAUGCCGUGGACAGCUUGAAUAGGCUCGGUCAGCACUUGAACGGCUUACGAAGCGGCACAAGUCUGCAAUUUGAGCUAAUUCAGGCGAACAAGAACGGCAAACUCGUACUCAAGAACCGCUCUAUCAAUCGGCUGUCGAAUUCUCUCACCGCAAAUUUGUCAGGUACCAAUUCGAGAGGAAAGAGUGUCAACCAUGAUGGCCAGGGUUCAGCAGCUUCACAGACAGAAGAGGAUCUGGUAUUACAGGCUGCGGCAGACACGUUCGGAGACCUACUCGAAGAUCUCGAUUCGCCACUCAAAUCCUUAUCAUCAACCUGUUCUUCGACUUUGAAGCGACUACGAGAGGCCUUCGUCGAGCCUCACCAAGUUGGCAAGCGGGAAGCCAUUGGACCAGAGGAGUUCAAUGACCUUGCUGAGUCUAUAGAUCGCGCGCUGUUCCAAUUCGAAAGUACUUCGAAUCACGCUAUACUGCGUUUGUAUCGUAAAGGCACCGGAGGCACAGCCGGUACCGCAUCCUCUAGAAUGUCUGUAGUCAGCUCGUUAACAGACACUGAUGGGAGUGACUCCGAAAACAUCUUCCUGGUGUACUUCUUCAUCUUCACUUUGCAAGAGUUUGCGAAGGAACUCGUUUCACUUGUCGAUGCAAUGGGGCGGAUUUGUAGCAUCCAACGCGCCGAAGCAGAACAGCGGAGCUGGUGGGCAUCUUUGAUUCGACCCAUUACCCUCGUGUGCAACAAGCUUGUUACAAAGACCCGUUCUUCUGGGUCUCGGCCACGUCUGGAGAAAGGGUUGCUCAGGAGACGUCUAUCAACAAUGUUUGCACCCGAAUCCAGGGCCAACACCGUGUCGUUCCCGAAGGUCAAGCCACAUGCCCCAAAUACAAUACUAACGCCCGCUCGAGAGGACCUGUCAUAUUGGGGCAGAUUCAAGCAAUCACUUUGGGCUCUAGGUGACAGACUCAAAGAACCAGACAUGAGAUAUGCCUUCAAAACUGGAAUGGCUCUAGCGGUACUCGCUGCUCCAGCUUUCUUCGACUCUACGCGGCCUAUUUUUACCGAGUAUCGAGGCGAGUGGGCUCUCAUUUCCUUCUUCGUCGUGAUGUCACCGACCAUCGGAGGCACAAACUUCCUUGCUGUUCAUCGAGUCUUAGGCACCUUUCUAGGCGCGGUGACAGCAGCUUUCAUCUGGACUCUUUUCCCUGAGAAUCCUUACGCGCUGUGCGCUUUCGGAUUCUUCUAUUCAAUUCCUUGCUUCUACUACAUCGUCUCCACCCCACAAUAUGCGACCUCUGCACGAUUCGUCCUGUUAACUUACAACCUGACAUGUUUAUACUGCUACAACGUCCGGCAGAAAGAUGUGUCUGUGAUUGAGGUUGCUUAUCAUCGCUUCGUGGCCGUCACUGUUGGCGUGAUUUGGGCUUCAAUUGUAUCGCGUUAUUGGUGGCCGACCGAAGCACGAAGGGAACUGAGCAAGGCUCUUGGAGACUUUUGUCUGAAUAUGGGAUGGCUGUAUACUCGUUUGGUCGCAUUCAAUUCGUUUGAUAACGAAUCCGGAUUUCCUCGGAUCGAAGAGGAUGAAACUCCUACUGAGGAGACUUCCCUACUCACCCGUUCCACAAACAGGCAUCUCAAUGAAUCGAUUGUUAACUUCAUGGCGAUGGAACUGCACCUGCAGAUCAAGCUAAUUGAACUGCAAGGCUUGCUUUCUCAGACCCAGCAUGAACCACGAUUGAAAGGGCCAUUCCCGGUCAAGUUGUACCGCUCCAUCCUGACAAGUCUGCAGACAAUUCUUGAUAAGUUGCACAGUAUGAGAUGUGUUACAUCUCGGGAAGAAUGGCAUACGACUGUGCGGAAGGACUUUAUCAUACCCGUAAACAGGCAGCGACGGGAUAUGGUCGGGAAUGUCAUUCUGUAUUUCUCAACGCUCGCGGCUGCGUUCAGAUUGAAGUCUCCCCUUCCACCAUACCUUCCACCCGCGGAGGAAUCACGUCAGCGCCUGACCCCAGGUCGACGCUAUAAGACAGCUUGACGUUAUCAAGAACCGUAGUGUCAAAGGCUCAAGACACCUUCUGUUCUUUGCCUACGCCAUAACCAUGAGGGGUGUGAAUCAUGAACUCGACUAUUUGGGUCAAACUCUACAGGAAGCUUUCGGCGUUAUAGGAGGAAGCAGAGAAGCUUUUGAAGCUUUGUUCAUAGACGAAGACCAGUCAGCGGCAUGAUUUUAGACGGACCAUAUUGCAGACUUCAGGAUUUAUACCCUCGAUACCUAUUCACUCAAUUCCACACGUAUACACUUGCAUUUCUUGACACAACUUCAAACAUGUUUAUACAGGAGUUUCUGGUCUGAAGACAGACCAGUGUUUAUCGUGACGUCCGUGCUUACGGCAAGGUGGUCACCUUGCCUGCUCCAGCGUUGGCAUUCACAAUUGACACAACAGUGUUGGCGGCA
Somion occarium is the source of this 4285-nucleotide messenger RNA. The record is from the annotation of a GenBank genome assembly. NCBI's taxonomy places the organism in Eukaryota, Fungi, Basidiomycota, Agaricomycetes, Polyporales, Cerrenaceae.